AUGGAGCAGGAGACGGAUGGUGCUGUUGGUGUCGAGAGUGAAAAUGUCGGAGCUGAUGAAGAAGAAGCGGCUGUUAUCACAGCGUUGCUGAGUUCAUAUAAAGAAGCUUUAGCAGACAACAAUGAUGGGAAGAUCGCUGAGAUAGAAGCAUCUUUAAAAUCUAUAGAAGAUGCAAAAUUUCUGCUUGAGGAUAAAGUAGCGUCUUUAUCCAAUGAUUUAUCAGUGGAGAGGGAUCGGCUCAUAAGAAUCAGUGCAGAUUUCGACAACUUCAGGAAGAGGACAGAGAGGGAAUGGCUAAACCUUGUUUCAAAUGCUCAGGGAGAGGUUGUUGAGAAUCUGUUGGCUGUUUUGGAUAAUUUCGAGAGAGCUAAAUCCCAAAUUAAGGUGGAGACUGAGGGAGAAGAGAGAGUCACUAAUAGUUAUCAGAGUAUAUACAAACAGUUUGUUGAAAUUCUGGGCUCACUUGGUGUUAUCCAUGUGGAGACAGUCGGGAAGCAGUUUGAUCCAAUGUCGACAGGAGAAAGAAGCAGAGAAUGAGGGUGAUGGUAGCAUAGCAAUGUGGAAAGGAGUAGUAGUUGCCUACAUUGUCGUCGCCAUCUGCUACUUUCCCGUUGCAUUUGUUUGCUACUAUAUUUUUGGAAACACUGUCGACGACAAUGUUCUCAUGACCUUGCAAAAACCAAUCUGGCUUAUCGCCAUUGCUUUUUAUAUUGCUUUCCAGAGGGACAAGAGAAUCAAGCUGAUAACGGGAAACGAGCAAAUGAAAAUGAAGAUGUCGAUGCAGAGAACCAAGGGAAUCAAUGGUGGAAAAUAGUGAAAGAGAUUCAAAUGAUAGUUUUUGACUUCAUAACUUGCACUUCUAUUGUAAUAU
Molecule: messenger RNA, 871 nt
Organism: Camelina sativa (false flax)
Lineage: Eukaryota; Viridiplantae; Streptophyta; Magnoliopsida; Brassicales; Brassicaceae
Biological process (GO): protein folding
Cellular component (GO): chloroplast
Molecular function (GO): adenyl-nucleotide exchange factor activity; protein homodimerization activity; protein-folding chaperone binding
Source: RefSeq, a predicted model, not a curated record